GUCGUGUCCAAUAUGGCGUGCGUGUCGUGAGCGAUGUUAAUGUGUGCAGGUAGCCUCCUGCUCUUAUUAGUUGGACACAUUUUCCUGCAAAUAAGGAGAACAAUGUAAUCAACAAGAAAAUAAUAGCAAAACAAUGUACAAUGAACUACAGUGGAAAUAUGCCAGAUUGGCAUCAAUAUAAUCCCUCGCAAUCAGGAAUAAACGACGUAACAUCUACUGCUCAAAAUGUCAAUUCGGGACACUUAUCGUUUAUUUCUAGUAUUAGUCCAACCUGUCCGACACAGUUGAGUAGUUUGAAUCUCAGUUCUGAGGGAUUCGAGAAACAUCAAAGCGAUCCUAAUUUCAAUCCAAGGCAUUUCCAGCCACAUCUGGCAAGUAACAUUUCGCAUGGCCACAAUGCUGCUGCUGACAAUACCCCUCUGGCGUCGAUGGUACAAAUGCAAAAUUGCAUUAGUCACUAUGGACCUUCGAAUACAAGAAAUCCCAUGGUGGAUAAUCCUAUGGACCCAAGAAAUGCCUCGAUAGGCGGUUUGAAUGAGGAACUAGGCUAUAGAAACAAUCAGGUGCCUUUAAAUGGGCCUAUCUCGCAUAUGAAUGGACCAAACGUAAUGAAUAUGAAUGCACCACCGCAUGGAUCUAUAGGACCACGAAACACUAAUGUGAAUUCACAUGCCGCUAACAGAACGGCAGGCCCACCAGGUCCUCCGCCACCAUCCUAUGUUCCUUGCAAGGGAUUGUGUUGCAAUCCAGAUCCUAAUAUAGGUUACCAGCAGUGGGAAAAGUACUGCUACCAGAACAACGCGACUUAUAGAGAGAACAUUCGUUCGUCCGCCGGAUAUCAAGCGGAUGCUCGACGAUUCAACAACGAUUUCAACUUUAGAAAGGAUAAUUUCGACGGAAAGGAGGUUCUAUCGUCCGUCGUACCACCGUCUAACGGACCUAAUGCGGAUCAUCGGAGGAAUUUUUCCGACUUCAAGUAUCGCAAGGAUCGUUUGCUUUCGCGAAACUACCCGCCUUCCUCGGCUAUGUUACAGAAUUAUCCUAUGCAAAACUACAAUUACACGGGAGAGUAUCAAAAAUAUCCCUACAAUGUUAAAGAAUAUCCCAAGAUGAGCGGUAUGAAUGUACCGAAUCAGGGGAUGGUUAAACAUCAAGAGCAAGGUUUCGUGAUACCUCAGCAAAAGUACAACAGUAAGCAGGUGCCGUAUCAAAACAAUGGCGGCGCUAUGAUGCCGAGCAACAUACCGUCCGCCACGAAUGUGCCGAAUCCGAACAUGAUUCCACCCGCGCAGAAUACCUACUUCAAUUCGCAAUACCCGAGGAAUAUACCGACCGAGAAUACACACGACUGUCAAGAGACUGCCACCGACGUAUCCAUGAUAAAUAGAAUGCAGGCGUCGACUAUGCAUGCCGUUCCCCAUCAUCGAUAUCAGAUAUAUCAGCAGAAGGUAGCGAUGCAAAGAUUCUCGAUGGAAAAUCAUCUCAAGGAGUUUUCGAGAAUACCUGGAUACCAAUCACAUCCCAAGUAUAAAGAAUGCAUGCAGAAGUACAGAGAAAUACUGAAGUGUCAGCAAAACGUCACAUAUCAAGGGCCUAUUCAACAAACUCCGCCAUGCGCCACUGCGUCGACCGUCACUAAUACUUCCACUAUCCCACCUAUAAAUUUACAAUUCGAUCAAAACGGCGUUUUAAUCAAUUCCAAUUACAUGCCCGAAGCUUUUUCUAGAAUACAACAAGUGCCGCCGGUAAAUCCUCAAGCACCACUGGACAAUUCGGCGAAUAAGCAAGCAGGCAAGCAGGACAGUGUUCCAGAAAUGGCGAAUCACAACGUUCAAAAACCGGAGCGAUUGAUCUCACAGCAGCAUAAUAACGGUGACGGACUUGCGGCGACUGUUCUGUGUUCGGAAAACGUUCAGAAACAAGAUGGAUAUCCUGCGCAAAAGAGUCUCGAUCACAGCCAGUUUGAAAUACAGAAAACGGGAAGCGAAAACUUUAAUAACUUGGGUACAAACGCGGGCAAUACGACUAUACGACAGAAAAUGUCCAAAGAAUUCGCCGACAAGCCGGAAUUGGACGUACGACAGUUCCUGGCUAAUUGGGACGAGUCGGAAGAUGAGGAUGGCGCGAGCAACAACUUGCCAAGCGCUAUUUUGAGCGAAUCAACGCCAGUAGUGAUUGUGGGUUACGAGAAUGUGAAUCUGUCGGCGAAGACGUUGGAAGAUUUAAACGGUUCCAAAUCGGAAGAGAUCGCUUCGAACGUGAUAACAUUCGAGAAUCAAAAUAAGAACAGUAACAUCGAUGUAGUGCCCGCCCAGGAUUGUCUGACGAUAUCGUACUCGGCUGCGCAGAACCUCGAGAUGGCCAAAGAUUCAACGUGCAAGGAAAUCAUAUCGAAAGAAAAUAUCGUACGACCGGGAAGUCAUAUCAUACAAUGUAUAAGGAACGGGCCUGAUGAAGUACCAACAAUUCAUAUAGUCGAUAAUCUGGAGAUAGGUAGUAUUUUGCAGGUUGCUAACGGUCAAACGGUUGCCGAGACUCUGGAGCGGCAGGAAGCGGUGUCAUUCUUUCAGGAAGGAACAGAAGUCACAGCGAGCGCGAUAACUCUCGCGAUUGACAAGAAGACCGACAACGAGUCCGCUUCAACUGAAUAUAAUGCUGAAACGCUUGAAACGCUGAGCAAAGACAUCGUCGAAGGCUCCUCUCCUCCUAAAACGGUGGAGGAUACAUCGCAGACACGGGUAAACGACUCGGAAAUCUUGCCUAUAUCUAUAAAAGACAACAACUUGGACGUUCAAAACCUGAAUCUGAAGAAGCAGAACAGUUUUGCGAGCGAAGAAUCUCAUAACCCGGAUGACAUAAGUCUGCCGGAUCUGCCUACAUCCGAGUGCACUCCGAUCUCUACGACACUGAAUACGCCCAUUCAUUCCGACAACGAGGAAUCGUCGGAAUCUCAUGCCGAUAAUCUCACGAUACCAACGAAUCCGAUAGAAGUUAUACAGAACAGUCCCAUGCUCAGUUUCACGCAAUCGCCGACGAAUAGGGAACCUUAUGAUCAUUUGAGCGACGAGCGGAAUAAACCAAUCGAUUCUUCAGAAGGUGAAUAUCGAGCCGAAAAUCAUUUCAAAAACGACGCGAGCAAUAACAUGCUAAAUCACGAUACCGUUCUUGGUACAUUUGAAUUUUCCAAUAUUGAUAAGAACGACUCAACGAAAAACGAAAAGGAGCGUGCGAGUAUAAAUGAAAAUUCGAAAAAUAACAAUGAGAAAGCGUCCUCACCGCAUGAUGAAACGGAAAACGCGGAGACCGCCAGUAUGCGAAUGACUUUGACCUCUGCGGGUGAGUAUGAAUUAAAGAUCGUGUCAACAGGAACGCAGCAGACUAAGCCGACGCGGGAUUAUCAAAAUUCAACGAUCACCGAGCAUCGUGCGAACGAAUCUCAAGUUACCUCCUCGGCGGGUGCUCAUAAACAAUUACAAAUACUUCCGGAACCGAACGUGAAAACUACACUUCGAUAUGCUAAUUCAAUGGAAUUGAACAAUAUUGCAUUGCAAAAUAUUACGAAUGAUCCGGACCCCGUUGAACUUGAUGGUCAAGAUGUUAAUUAUUCCGAAAAGAAAUGUAUGUUGACUUGUCAAACAAUAACAGGUACGAUAAGUUUAUUACCGACAAACGAUAUCGCAUCGAAGAAUUCCAGACCAGCGGUAGAAGAUGAUUGUUCGACGAAAACUGUAAAAAAUAACUCUAUGUCACAGAGUACAAAACAUUCGAGUUUAAGCAGCGACAAGUCGAAAAAAUGCGAGACGGGCGAUAAAUUUGCGAAGGAAGAUUCCUUUUUGGAGAGAAAUGUCAACGGUAAUAAAGCAGCAAAAAUCGAUGCAAAAGACUCGAAAAAUUCUCGACACGGAUCAACACUUAUGGAUCAUAAAAAAUCAAUUUCAGACAAUCAAACAACUUCUCGCAAAAAAACAUUUUCGUCCGAAAAUACGGAUAAAUUAUGUAGCGAAACAAUUAUACAUCACAAUAAACAUACUCAAGAAGCGGCGACGCUCAAGGACAAAUCCUGUCCUGUCGAGAGCUUUAAAGAACCCGAUAUUUCACGUAAUAAACCAAGAAUAAUUGACAACGUUAAUAUCGACGAUAGUGGAGAAAGAAUGCGUCUUCUGAAGGAAUACAGAAAAAUGAAGUAUAAAACGCCUACUGUGGGACUGCAGAAUAAAAAUGAAGGUACACAAGAAGAUUCUGAAGCGAACAAGAAACUUAAUUCUUCGUUGAAUUCUGAAGAAAUGUUGCAAUCAAGCAAUAGGGAGCUAUAUCAAAAGGACAUAGCAAGACUGAAGUCAUCCGAGGAGAAAGCCCAAGAGAAGAAGCAUGCAAGUAUUUUGAAGACAUUCGUAACUAAGAAUAUAAAUCCCGAUUUUGCCAUUCAAGUUACAAAUGUCAAUUUAAAACGCAAGGAUAGUGAUCAAAAAGAAUCGCAGCAUUUAGAAGAAGAGACGAAGAGUAGCGGUCCCCUUGACGCGAUUAAAAUUGAAAUAAAUGUGUCGUGUACGGAACGAAAUACAACGGAGAAGUUGUUACACGAGAAUAUCAAGAAUGCUGUCGCUGAAACGAUCGGUCACUUGACUAAUUCGAUCUCGAACGGAGUUAGAUCUAAUUCGACAAAUAUAACGGAAAUUCAAUGUGACAAGAAAACAGUUUGCGAUAAAGCGGCGGAUUGUCACGAUUAUGAGAGACGCAAUCGAUCUCCAGCUGCUUUAACGGAAACAUCUACGUAUACUGAAAUUUGUGAGGAUCCAAUCAACACGGAAGUGGUCAAACACGAUGCGGUUAGCACCACAUACAAAGAAGACUCAACUAACGACGAAAUAUCCGGCUCGCUUAAGAAAAGACGAAGCUCGUUAGUGGAAGGAGAAUUAAUCGAUGAUUUAUAUGAAAAUAAAGGUAAUAUCAAUAUCGAAACUGAAUCAAAAUCAGAGCAGACGGUGAUUAGAAGAAGAAGCUUGCACGAAGAGUCAGACAGGAAGGUUAUUGCUAUCAAUUCCUAUAUCGAGGAAUUGAAAACCUCUUCGGAUCAUUCGCCAUGCGUGGGAUCAACAUCGAGGAAUGUCAGCGUUCAGAAGGAGCAUCAGGAAAAUACCGCUGCUUCUUUAUGCAGGAAUACAAAAAACUUCCAAGAUGAUAUUACAUCUAGAUUAAAUGCGAUUCCAUCGACUUCUUCGAAUACGAUGGAUUCAAGUCUGGAAAACGCCAGUUACAAUAAUUCUCUACAUUUCGAUUAUAACCACUUUGACGUUGCUCCCAACGAAAAUGCAGAUGCGAAUGCAAAACGUAUCGAUAAAUGGAAAAGGUCAAAGAAGGACGACGGUAGAUUCAACAAUUUUGAUCUAUACAAAAACGCCAGCGGUUACGUAAAUCCGACUUUCUCUAACGCGGACGAAUUGGAAAACUUAAAUAUAGUUCCUGUAUAUACCACCAAAGAUGGCAAGAUCACUUACAGUCCUAAUCCCCGAUUCACGUAUCGCGAAUUAAUCAUGGAAGCUCGCGCGAACGAGAGUUACGAUAAUACGCGCGAAUCGUAUUUGGCGAGAUCUCCAAUGUACGAUUAUUAUAACUGUUCCAAGAUGCGAAAGAUAUUCAAAAGAAAUCGCGACGUCGCUUCCAGUAGAAAAGCGAGAGAAGGAGAGAUUUCAUCUGCAAGACACAUUGAUCAUUUAUCAAAUAAAAAUGCUUACAAAAGCAAUCCUUGCGCAAAAACAUCCCGAAAUAUAUCACAUCUGGAAUUCUUCAAUGAUGAUGCGGACAAAUUGUACACAAACAGGAGCAGUCAACAAGAGAGCAAAGAAAAUAAUAGGAAGAAUAUCUUGGACUUGAGCUUUCUCGAAAAACAAUAUAAUCUGGACAAUGAAGCCGCAUCUAGCACUAAAUAUUGUAAGACGAAAGCGUCAACGGAUAAUCUCGCGUACGAGAAAGGACAUAGCGAGAGCUCUGUACUUGAUUCGAAUUUAUUUCUACCACCAAAACCGCCUUGUUGGGAAGAGACAAUGGAAUCGAUUAAAUCGUAUUCGUCCCAUGUCGACAGGAGAAACAGUGAUAGUGCUAAGGAAUUAAAUUUCAGUGAAAUAUUUGCCGCACAGAAACGGCUGGAUUCUUUCCUAUUUUUGUCGACAGAUCAAGAUUCCUCCGACAACAGUAAUCGCAAGGCAGUUUCUACCACGACAAACGAGACAAUAAUGCAUCGCCUUACAUGCGACUUUACUGAAGAUUUAGAUUCAAUCCGGAACAACGAUUCACAGUGCGAACAAUUAGAUAUUGCUCCUCAUAAUAAAGAAGAAAAUGAGUGUAAUAAUCAGAACGAUACGUUAGCAAGAGGCAUAAAUAAUGAAUCAGCAAAUAUAUUUAAUAUAUCGUUGAAUAUGCAAAGAAAUGAUGAAUACGCAAAGAAGCAAGAAUGUCAAUCCGAUGAAAUUAAAUCCAGUGAUUUGCUCAUUGAACAAUCUUCUCCUAAAGUAAUAGAUGAAAAAAUUCACAAAGAGCCAGAAAAAAAUCAGUGUUCUAUGAAUAAUGUAAAAAAUAUGGAAACAUUAACAAAAUCUCAAUUAAAAGAAGAUGAUAUUCAAGUUUAUUGUACACCUGCUUCUCCAAAGGAAGAUAAAUCCAACGAGAAUGCAAAUGAGAAACAAGUUUCAAGUGAAAAUUGCAUUGAAGUCGCAAGUCCAUUCAAAUUGAAUGCAGAAUCUAAAAAUAUACUCGAUGAAUCAAAGUGUACAGAUACUGUAAAAGAUUUUGCGCCUACUUUAAAUAAACAAGAUGAGAUCAAUGAUUCGUUGAAGGAUAAUUUGGAGUCUGUUGUAAGUCAAGAAAUUCUAUAUCAACAAGAUUCGUCGGCUCUAAUCGAUCGCAAAGAUAGUGAAAAAGUUGCGCCUGCAAUAGAAUCGAAUAUUUCGACGGAAAUCGACUUUAAUCAAUCAAAUAAACAAGAUGACGCGGAAAAUUCUAAAGUAUGUAAAUUAAACGAACCGAUUAUCGUGCAAAAUUCAUCCGACGUCAUACCUAUAGAGCAGUUACAUAACGAACUAGGCAACGAGCAGCAAAAGUUGGAAAAUGAUAGAGAAAGAACUGAAGUUUUGUCGAAGGAUCAGGAAAAUGACGAGGUAGAUCAUUGUAACACCGCCAUAACAUCUACGCCAGCUGUUGCUUUGGAUUUAUCUGCGGGAGAAAAUGUGUGUGAUUUAUUCGCGAAUGAGAAACACAAACAAAAUAUAUCUGAAUUUACUGUCAUCAAAAGCAUUAUUAACAGCGAUGAGAAACAAUUAAAAUCUCAAGAAUCCGGAACGAAAGAGAAUCUCGGAGAUUGCGACAUAAGUCUUGACUCUAAGUUAUUGUGCAUAGAUUCUUCUGAUUGUGGAAUUUACGCGGAGGACAGAUGCCCUCUGACCCAGAUGUCCGAACAUGAUUUCACCGAGGAAGAUAGCAUAGUGCCGAUGGAAUGGGAGACAAGCCAGAUUCAGGAAGACGCCGUCAAUCGUUUAUGCAAUAUCGGCGAAUCAUCGAUGGAUUUUAUGGGCGCAGCUCGUUCGUUACAGGAAACUAACUCAUUGUUAGACAAUCUGUCUCUUUCGAGGACAUCGGUCAUCAAAGAGUCUCGAGUCUCGGAAGCGAUCGACGAGAUUACAAGCAAGCCGAAUGACGAAUCCGAUAUGUCAGCAAUCGAAUCGACGCCGAUAAUCGAGGAGUCCAAAACAACACCGACGAGCAACGAUGAGAACAAGGAGCAGGAUCAAGUUUCUUCCAGUGAUUAUGAGAAAAUGACGUAUUUGCGUGCGACAGAUUGCAACGCUAAUACAAAAAUAGUCCCUAAACUCGUCAUCAAGAAGAGCGAAGCCAGCUCAAAGUUUGUCACAAAAAUGAGUUCAUCUUCCGUUAUACAGAUGGAUAAUAAUAUUAUUAAUAAAUCGAUUUUCAGGCCAGGCUGUCAACCGAAGAUACCCAAAAUGAUCAUCAGAAAUGCAAGAUCUCGCCCAGGUACACCGUCCAUCGAGGCUGUUCACGAAGAAACUCCUCCUGUUCAAGCAAAUACUUUGGAUCGAAUUCUAUUUACAAACGAAGAAUUAUAUAUGAAUGAUUCCGAGGAUUCUCUGCAAGAUUCAAGUAAUUAUAGAAACAAGAUUCCCAAAAUGAAGAUCAAAUUGGAUGAAAAGAAUUCUAAUAAGAUAGUGAGAAGCGAGGAUACGGAGGUUUGCAUUAAACGUAAAAGCGUAAAGAAAACCGUACCAAAGGUAAAGAUAAAAAAUCCUUCAAAAAAUGAUCUGUCGGAUAACUCGGUCUGUAAUAAUACAAUUUCUCAAGAAUUGAAAGAUUCAGGAAGAUAUGAGGAAAAGAUACCGAUAUUAAAAUUGAGGAAGCAGGAGAGAAACAGAUCACCGUCUCCAGAAGUGACGCGGAAGAGACAGAGUUCAUGUCACCCGGAAGUACCGUUAAAAAAAUAUAAGAAAUUGGGACGUGACGAGAUAGGACACUCUACGAGACGUAGUAAUUCAUCCGACUCGAUGCGAACGAUCGCUCCGGAUCAUGAAACAAAAAAGAAUCCCUUGAUACGCAUCUCUGAAAAGAUUCCCAAAGUUAUUAUUAAGAGAACAUCCGCUAGUGCAGAAUUUAAGUGCGAACUAAGUAAGGGUUGCAAGAACGUUAUCGCGAAGAGCGCAAAAUGGCAACCAGAAGUCAAGCUAGAGAGAUAUCGGAUCCUGGAUAGUAUGGUGAAGGAUUUAAAAUUAUCUUUAUCUCCUAUAUCAAUGCGAACUAUAGAUGAAAUAUUUUCAAAUCGCAAACACGGCUAUCAUCGGGAAAAGAAAGACGAUCAUAAAUUAUCCAGAUCGAAUUCGACGUCCGAUUUGCUUCCGGUCAAGUGUAAACAGAGAAGAAUGUCGGAUUACGAUUGCAGAAAAAUCAACGAUACUUUAAGUUACGCGUCAACGCAAGAUACGGAUUCUAGGACCAAGACAUGCACCACGCCAAAGAAAAAUCGAGGUAGUAAAUCAACCGACGAAUUUCAAAAGGAUAAUAAACGUUCGAGAUCUCGCGAUAAUAAUUCACGAAGAGAAAUAGACGUUACUUUGUCCGAAAAGGAAGGCAAUCGAUUGUUUGAGAAAUCUAGCACGGAAAAAGCUACUUUACAUUGCGAUGAACACAAGUCUGACAGUUUUGUCAUCGAUCGCGAGCAAGUGGUGAAAGCAAACGAAGAUACGAUAUUCUCAAAUAAAGACAAGAAGAAUUCCAUCAAGCAAUCAAACGACUCUACAGACUUUAAACUCGCGUUAGAGGAAUUGAAAACAACAUCUAAGAUAGAAAGUUUCGUAAAAGUAUCUGAUGUAAACGAAUCACUUUCCGAGGAAGUCAAUCUGCGAACUAACGAGGAACAAAAGGAGCGAGAUGAUGAUGAUGAUAUUUUUUUGGAUAAAGAUGAUUGUAAUAAAAUCGUGAUAAAGAAGGAACGAUUGAGUAGCUCCGAUGACAUAGACAAUAAUUGCACUUUGCAGGAUGAUAUUGGUUCGCUUAAAGACGAUACCGCGAGCAUGUUGGACAAUUUUGAGAUGGAUAAAAACUCCGUUAUUAAAAUCGAGUCUUCGGAUGAGAGUCAAUCUACAAUAGAGAUUUUGCCAGCUUCGCCGAAUGGUACUAGCGAGUUGGAGAACAACAUGAUGGAAGAUUGUGACAACGAGCAGUUAUAUUCGGCAGAUGCAAUUCCGACUCAAUUCGAGUUGGAAUUGGAGAUCACAGAUAAUAGUAACACUGAUCUGCUGGAUGUAUUCAUGCCAAAAUUAGAUCCUAUCAGUGGCUAUUGUUCACGUCGUACAUCCAACGAAGAAUCUUGUGGCGAUAAAACGUUGAAGAUAACACGUUGCAAUAAAUUCGAGACUUCAUUUCACAGUAAGAGUUUACUCGCGAAAGAUAAACACGUCAUGAAAACUGACAUUAGUAGCGAUGAUAAAUCUGUGUUGGAGGAUAAAUUGGUUGGCUUUAUCAAGGAGAUUUCUUCGAAAUCAUCGUGUGAUAAAGCAGUAGCUUCUACCGUGACAAGGGACAAUUUCUGCUGCAAUGAUUCUUUGAUAAAAGAAGUUUUGGCUGCUAAGGAGACCUUGAAGAAGUGCCUUUCAAAAUCCAAAUGUGAAAGUCAGAACAAUGCAAGACCAAAGACAGCUGCGGAGAAGAAGCAGGGCUCGAGUUUUGAUCUCAAUAGUCUCUCAGAGACAACGCAUUCGAGUGAUGCUUCUUCUCAAGGCUGUAAUGAUAUUAUAUCUCAGAAGGACUCUACACCCGCGGCCAGUAACAAGACUGAGAAUAUACCUAAUGCUGAAAAGUCUGAUAAAAAACAUUCCAAACAAAAUAAAAAUUCCUUCAUUAAGAGAAAAAUGAAAUCACCCGAGAAAAAUGACAAGGCAGAUACCAAAGAAACGAUAGAAAACAUGCGUGAAUGCACUACGAUAUCCUUAAAAGCAUCCAAACGACUCGGCGAAGCCAUGUCAAAUGAGAGUCUAAUUCGUACUAUAUACUUGAGCGAGAAAAGAAAGAAAAACUUAACGGAACAAAGUGACAGUGUUCAAUUGCAAGAUUCACAACGGAGAGAGGAGAAUAAACUUGCGUCUUUCAAGAUUCCUAAAAUAUCGAAAUCCUUGGAUCAGGAAAGUGACACGAAUGGUAACACGAAGAAAAUUAAACCUACCAAGGAAGAUAACAUGCCGAUAUUGGAACCUGAAGUCACCGUAAAUUUUGAUGCGAAUUCCGAUAGAGAUAAUUCCCGAUCACCUCCAGUCAUCACGAUCCAGGAUAAUGAAGAUCUCGAUAUCUCAGAGUCCAAAUUAUUGGAUGACAAAGUCAUAAUGUCGAGUGAUAAAAUUGAGGACGAUACGAAGGAUGUUAAAAAAAGCGAGAUAUCUGUCGCUGAUUUCAUAACUCAAUUAGCUUAUCACGAGAAGGCAACGAUAAAGCACAGACGAUACUGUAAUUUGUGCGAGAGAUGGUUCCCAACAACAUCGCGGCAUCGACGGCAUUUGGCUGGAUACCAACAUCGUCACAUAGAAUUGACACAACGUAGAAGCAUUCACGCACUAUUCAUGCUCUUCACGGGCAAACCUUGCCCCAGAUUACUGCCGGCGAAUGUCGCGCGAAAUGAUUGCUCCGUAGGUGAAUUAACGCCGUUGCAAAUUGCAGUACAAGAUGUCACAAACAACUUCAAUUGUACACAACAAAGUCCUAGGAAGCAGAAUGACAUUGAUAAAUAAUCAGGAGUAAGUUAUACAUAUAUACAUAUACCUACAAUUACUGUGAUCAUAUUAACAUGGCUUACAGUGCAAUCUUCUAUAAACAUUAUUCACAAUGAUAAAAGAUGAUGCGAAUAUUUUCUAUCGCAGCUAGACUGUUAACACACGAUUAAUAGCUGCUACUAAUAGCGUCAGCAUCGAAAUUUUACCUGCUAGAUGGAACGCUUUGAAAUGUUUGCUGAUUUUUAGCUAAGUCAAAUCGAUGAAUAGGUCAUCAGUAACAGAAAGUUACCGGAGAGACAAUUCUAGCUCGCAAUUAGACGUUUAGCCAAAGAUUUUAGCAAAGCUAAAAUAAUACACGUUCGAUUAUUUACACUUUUCAGAAGACUUCGGUCUUUUAUUUGUACAAAGUUUUAUGAGUGAUUCAAACGCGCUGAAUGUGCUCACUGCGAAUUUUUAUUUAUAUUAUGAAGGUAUAUAUAUAUACACACAUGGAUAUAUAUACUUAUAUUUAUCAUUCCAGUUUGCAAAAGAUAUGUACACUGGCAACAUUACUAUUAGGAAAUGUAUACGGUUAAAAUUAUGUGAAAAUCUGCAUUUUAUGAUAUAAUCAUAUUUCUAAUGAUAGAGACGUUGUACAAGAAAAAAUGAAACAUUCCUAUAUUGUAUAGAGAUAUUAUAUGAAGAAAUUUGUGAGCUAUGGAACAACACAUAUAAAAGUGAUUUAUCUUGCAUAAUAGAAAGUUUAUAUAACUGUUUGCGUGAUUUAUAUAUAAAUGUAUAAAAU
Messenger RNA from Camponotus floridanus (Florida carpenter ant), 12042 nucleotides. RefSeq lists its product as uncharacterized. Lineage: Eukaryota; Metazoa; Arthropoda; Insecta; Hymenoptera; Formicidae. Bases 141 to 11276 code for a protein of 3711 amino acids. The record is from RefSeq and is a predicted model, not a curated record. The transcript has 5 exons.